ACCAUCGCAUGGGGCCUCACAGAUAGCGACAGCUGCCGUCAACUUCGCACAAUAGACGUGGGACCCAACCGACUGGAGUUGGGCUUGAAGGAGCUGUCCCCCAUUCUGAACGCCAAUCAAAACUUGAUAACAAGCGUGCGCGCUUUCGCCGUUACCGCAGGCCAAGAUGACGGAGCCCUGAAGUUGUUUUUCAGCGCAAUCGGGCGUUGCGUCGGGAUUCUGCAACUGCAACUCAGCGAUAACAUUCUACGACGUUCUGGAUGCAAUGCUGUAAAGAAACGAAAGCCAAAGACUUCCGGCGCCAGCGAACUCGAAUGCGAGAAGGGAUAGCACCUCUGGAGUCCAAUCUCCCUUCGGCUAAAGGAACCGAUUCCGCACUCUUCGAUCAAUACUUGCAUAUACAGCAUCUCAACGCCGCACAGUUCAAAGAGGUCUACCGCGAGAAGACGUGGAGGCGACUCCGCCUGCGAGCUUACUCCCUGCCAAAAAGUUCCGCGGCCGAUGUCAUCAAUCAAAUGAAAGCGUUGUUUGGAAUGGGUGUUGUCGUGGUUCUGGGCAACUGGAACGAGGCCGGGCGGACAAUGAAGUUCCAAAUCUCACCCAAGACGACGGGUUUCCGCAAGAUAUUUAAGCGCACGAAGAUAAAGGGCAUCUUACCAGACGAGUUCCGCACAUCAUCACUUUGCUUUAUGUAGGAUGUUUAAGAUGCGGGGCCCACGACUGAAGCAAACUGUCCCACCACCACCUCUAUUACCUUAUGU
Fimicolochytrium jonesii is the source of this 761-nucleotide messenger RNA. RefSeq lists its product as uncharacterized. The coding region runs from base 261 to 695 and encodes 144 amino acids. The transcript is spliced from 2 exons. The record is from RefSeq and is a predicted model, not a curated record. Lineage: Eukaryota; Fungi; Chytridiomycota; Chytridiomycetes; Spizellomycetales; Powellomycetaceae.